AUGGGUGAAGCUGCCAAGAACAAUGGAGAGAGGAUCCAGGUGGGGACUACAGGGACAAUAGGCUCCUUGAUAACCAGAGAACUCGAGUCAAUGAAACACAUACCGCCAGCAUCAGCCAUCUCUGACAGGAAGACCCAGUCGGGUCCCGUCUCAGUCCCCUGUGGAGCCACCCCGAAGAAAGUUCAACCCAGAAGGAACCCUCUAAAUGGCAAUGACAGUGCUCAAGGUUUACCCAAGAACGGGCAUAAGGUCCCCAUGCUAAGUAGUGAGAGUACCAGUGCAGCAGGAAGCACUGGCCAGGGUAAAGCCACCAAGAAAGGGUCAUCUUUUCUAGUGGAGGUUGUGGAUCUCAAGUGCAACAAUCCCAUGAGCAGCCGGCUAAAGAAACUAGGGUUUUCCAAGCUCUCUGAAUCUGUAAUCUGA
Messenger RNA from Spirodela intermedia, 423 nucleotides. The record is from the annotation of a GenBank genome assembly. NCBI's taxonomy places the organism in Eukaryota, Viridiplantae, Streptophyta, Magnoliopsida, Alismatales, Araceae.